This is a messenger RNA of Brachypodium distachyon (stiff brome), 1736 nucleotides long. RefSeq lists its product as uncharacterized. The record is from RefSeq and is a predicted model, not a curated record. The transcript is spliced from 16 exons. Bases 345 to 1571 code for a protein of 408 amino acids. Lineage: Eukaryota; Viridiplantae; Streptophyta; Magnoliopsida; Poales; Poaceae.
CCAGGAUUGCCCUCACUCCGUCUCUCGUCUUCCUCCUCGUGCGAGCGCCUCCACCCCUCGUUUCUCUCGCUCCCGUCACGCCACGAACAGAUCCCGCCCUUUAGCUCCCCGUUUCAUCUCCUUAAUAUUCGCCAAUUCGUAACUGAGGCAAAAAUCAAGGUAGGGCGGUCGCGGUCGCCCUACCUUGCCCUACCGGGUCCUCCGCCCUUGCAUGCAUCCAACAAAUUCAAGGUGUCAUGAAAAGACCAAGCCUUGCUGUGUCCGUUCCCAGAUGAACAGCGAAAAAGUAGUGCCUAGUUGGAUAAGAGAUACAUAAUGCUAACAGGAGCUAUCGCUGCUUUAAGAUGAGACUGCGGUUGCAUCUGCUCGUUCUGUGCUUGAUAAUCUUGUUUGUGGUUUACAGCAUGGCGAGUUACCAACAUAGACAGACAGCGUUGGAAGCAAAAUCUCGCCCGUUUGAUACAAUGAUCGAGUCUGACGGGGCUGCUGUUAAGGUGUCUGACGGGGCUGCUGUUAAGGUGUCUGGCCGAGCCGCUGUUAAGGUGUCAGAAAGAGCUGCUGGUAGGAUUGGUUUUUUGCCUCAUGGUAUAGUGGAGCCUUACUCCGACAUGGAAUUGAAGCCAUUAUGGCUCACAAGCAGUGUGCAAUCACAGAAGUCUAACCAGAAUGACCGCUGCUUGAUCGCCAUCCCUGCUGGUAUAAAUCAGAAAAAGAGUGUGGAUGCUAUCAUGAAGAAGUUUCUUCCAGAGAACUUUACAGCUAUAUUGUUCCACUAUGAUGGGAAGGUCAAUGAGUGGAACGAUCUACCAUGGAGCAAAAGUGUAAUACACAUAGCUGCUUCUAAUCAGACAAAAUGGUGGUUUGCUAAAAGGUUCCUCCAUCCUGCUGUUGUGUCGAUGUACGAUUAUAUAUUUCUUUGGGACGAAGAUUUGGAAGUGGAUAAUUUUAACCCAAGAAGGUACUUGAAUAUAGUUAAAUCAGAAAGGCUGGUGAUAUCUCAACCAGGCCUUGAUCCCAAAUUGUCUGAAAUUCAUCAUCCAAUAACCGUUCGGAAAAAAACAGGGAAUUUCCACAGGAGAGUCAGUCGGGCAAAUAAAGACUGUUCAAGAGAAGGGCCUCCUUGUUCUGGAUGGGUCGAGGGCAUGGCACCGGUUUUCUCAAAAUCUGCCUGGAAAUGUGCUUGGCAUCUUAUCCAAAAUGAUCUUGUCCAUGGAUGGGGCAUUGAUUACAAAUUUGGAUACUGUGCCCAGGGUGACAGGACAAAGCACAUUGGAGUCGUUGAUAGUGAAUUUGUAGUUCAUCGAGGAGUGCAGACAUUAGGAGGUUCUGCGAUGACAAAGCAUACUCGUGGCAAGAACUCACAGGCACUCCGUCAGAAAAAUGCUCAAGUUCAGCAACAAACAAGAGUGAGGGCACCAGGACUUGACAUGAGAACAAAGGUCCGGAGAAAAUCUCGGGUGGAGCUUCGUGAUUUCCAGAAGCGUUGGGAGCGGGCGACGAGGGAAGACAGGACAUGGGUUGAUCCAUUCGCCCGCCGAAGAAAAAGGAUGACCAGACCAACAGUAGAUUAGCACACUUCUCUGCUCACAUUUUCUCCCAUUUUUUCUGUGCUCCAGUCAAUUUUGGGAUGCCGAAUGCUCGGUUGUGUAAUUCUGUGCAAAAUCCUUACAGUUGAUAUUCCCUUGUCUACUUAAACGAUAGAGCAUAUUUGAAUGGAAAGUGGCAGUUUGGCAAGA